CUCUCCAGUCCCCCCUCCGCUCCGUUAGCUGCCGCUGUGGCUCCGCGGUGUGAAACUCGGAGGAAACAGGAACAAACAGGACGAUUCAGGCUUUAGUCAGUUGGACCGCUGCAUGUCCACGGGCUGGGAAGAAUAAUCCACAGGUUCGGCAGAGAUUCUGGAUCUGGAAACCCCGGGACUGCAGCAAGGAAGCAGGGGAAACCGAGGCUGGGAUUGGCUCGGUUAUUUCCGGAGCGGAUCCCGAAGUGAAGCAGGGAAGGAGAAAGGAAGAUGGAGACCCCCAGGUAAACUUUUCUUAUUGCGUGGCAGACUCUCAGACACAUUGACAAGUUGUGUGUGUUUCUAAAAUUAAAACUACAUUUCUUAUUAAAGCUACAGGAACUCACUUUUAAAUUAUUUCUAGUAUAUUUGAUACAUUUGGGAGAAAAAUAUAAGUAAAUUUCCUUGUUCAUAAAGUUUUUAAACUAAAGGAUAAAUAUAAAUCUUUGGAGUCAAAUGUCUGCACAAGAAUAACGAGACUGGUUUGAUUCCUGUUUUAGUGUUGAAAGUCAUUGUAAUCCCAGACUUUAUUCUCUGUCCUGAAGGUAAAUUCAUCCAAACGUCCAUUAAAUUGUUGAUGCAUUAAUUCAUCUGUUCAUUUGUCCAUCUUUUCAACCCUCAAUUUGUUUACAUGUCCAAUAAUUUGGUGAAGUUUUGUCCAUCCAUUAACUUCUUAUGCAAUUCAUUUAUCCAAAAUUCAUCCUUCUAUCCAUCCAUCUAUUUAUCCAUGCAUCUGUCCAUCCUUUCAUCCAAUUGUUCGUCCAUCCAUCACCCAUUUGUUUAUCCAUCCAUCCAUCUUCUAUAAAAACUAUAUUAUCUCUGGCUCUGUUUGCUUCUGUAGUUCAAUAUAAAAUAAUAAUAAUAAUAAAAGUUGAGUUUAUGAACUUUUCAUCAACUCAGUUCUAAUAUUCUUAUCUUUAGAUUAUAUUUUCUCCAAUCUGCAUCAGUCCUGUGUGUUCCUCACUGAUUUGCUCUUUCUCCUCUGUAGUCCUACAUUUUGAGUGUAACAAAUCUGUUCUGGGAAAAGUUGAAGUGGGAGCCAUCCGGAACCAUGACCCGGCAGCUCUUUGGGUUCUCAGCCAACCGGCGCAUCGUCGGCGGCCUGCUGGUCAACCUCUUCUCCUCCAUCUGCAUCGUCUUCAUCAACAAGUGGAUCUACGUCCACUACGGCUUCCCCAACAUGACCCUCACCCUCGUUCAUUUUGUGGUCACGUGGUUGGGACUCUACAUCUGCCAAAAAAUGGACAUUUUCUGUCCAAAAAGCCUCCCAGUGCGCAGGAUCAUGUGGUUGGCGCUCAGCUUUUGUGGCUUUGUGGCCUUCACCAACCUCUCUCUGCAGAACAACUCGAUAGGAACGUACCAGCUGGCCAAAGUCAUGACCACGCCCGUCAUCAUCCUCAUCCAGACCACCUACUACAAGAAGACCUUCUCUACCAAGAUUAAGCUGACGCUAGUACCCAUAACCUUGGGGGUGAUAUUGAACUCCUACUACGACGUGCGUUUCAACCUGUUAGGGACGGUUUUUGCCACACUGGGGGUUCUUGUCACUUCACUUUACCAAGUGUGGGUGGGGGCGAAACAACAUGAGCUCCAGGUGAACUCCAUGCAGCUUCUCUACUAUCAGGCUCCUCUGUCAUCUGCCGUCCUCCUCGGGAUCAUCCCGCUGUUUGAGCCGCUGGCCGGAGACGGUGGGAUAUUCGGACCCUGGUCACUGACUGCUCUGGUGGCGGUGCUAUUCUCAGGUGUGGUGGCGUUCCUCGUUAACCUUUCCAUCUACUGGAUCAUCGGGAACACUUCGGCUGUAACCUACAACAUGUUUGGUCAUUUCAAGUUCUGCAUCACUCUGAUUGGAGGAUAUCUGCUCUUCCAUGACCCGCUGUCUCUCAAUCAGGCGCUGGGAAUCCUCUGUACGUUGGCAGGAAUCCUGUCCUACACUCACUUCAAGCUGCUUGAACAAGAGGAGGGAAAAAGCCGCCUGGCUCAGAAGCCAUAGGCUGACCUCUGACCCCUCACAGCAACCAGAUGAAGAAACCUCCUUAGAUGUCUCAGAAUGUUCUUAAGAGGAACAAAACAUUUCUUUAAAAUUUUGCUCUUCAGGAAGAGAAGCGGAAACAAAUCGCAGCAUCGCCUCGACUCGAAAUCCAAAGCAGUGUUAGCUUCAAAAAACAACAUUUUUAUUUUCAACAAAGAUCAGGGUAACGGCCUUUCAGGAGUUUUGGCACGGACAGAUUUGGGUCUGAAUUUUCUGCAGAAUUUCCUGUUUGAGAUUUAGUUGACAAACUGAACGGUUUUAGAGCAACGGAUCAACAGAAAUCAGACCAAAACAAAGCGUUUACCAGCAGGCGCCCCUGACGCUGCCUAUUCUGCACAUCGUUUGCGCUGCCACUCAUCAUGGGCUUCAGUGUUGUUCAUUUUAGGUAUUUAAUGAUUUAUUUACUCAUAUUCGAGGAUCAGUUUGAUUAUGUAAAACAAAGACUGCCUUUUUAUCAAUCAAGUUUUAAGCACACAGGGUUUUUGCAAAAAAGCAAAAAUACACAAAUGUUAAUGUUUGGUUAAAUGUUUGAAGAGCAAAGAAGUCGACUUUUUCAGAUCAUUCACUCUAAAUGCAUAAAGUCUUACCAAGUAUUUUUGUCUAGUUUCUAGUUCAAAUAUCUUAGUACACUUUAAAUAAAACAAAACUAACUUA
This is a messenger RNA of Poecilia reticulata (guppy), 2725 nucleotides long. Lineage: Eukaryota; Metazoa; Chordata; Actinopteri; Cyprinodontiformes; Poeciliidae. The record is from RefSeq and is a predicted model, not a curated record.